Messenger RNA from Dendroctonus ponderosae (mountain pine beetle), 2044 nucleotides. RefSeq names its product ichor. NCBI's taxonomy places the organism in Eukaryota, Metazoa, Arthropoda, Insecta, Coleoptera, Curculionidae. Bases 456 to 1826 code for a protein of 456 amino acids. Gene Ontology annotation, biological process: embryonic hindgut morphogenesis; embryonic pattern specification; regulation of transcription by RNA polymerase II. The transcript is spliced from 2 exons. Gene Ontology annotation, molecular function: DNA-binding transcription factor activity, RNA polymerase II-specific; RNA polymerase II transcription regulatory region sequence-specific DNA binding. Gene Ontology annotation, cellular component: nucleus. The record is from RefSeq and is a predicted model, not a curated record.
GUUGGAUUCGCUGGUUCUCUCUUCGGUUGAUGUCCAGUCUUGAGGAUUCUUUUAGCGUGCGCACAUUUAACUCAGCCGCCCCAACCAUCUACCACUUUUAGGGUUUGCCACCCCCACCCAAACCGGAACUUCAUCAUCGGAACUUUAGGGUGUUUCACCACUACAAAUGUGUCGAAGCUAAAGAAAGGGUUCAGUUCCUUCGGAAGCAGUACGCGUGCCGAUUGAUUUGGGUUCGGUUUAUCAUAUCCGGGUCUACAUAUACUGAGUGUUUUUUGCGAUUUAUUUGGCCAAUAGACUUGCUAAUAUCGGACGUUCGCGCCAGUGUAAAGUUGCAGGUGCUUUGCUACAGUCAUAGUGACCCAUACAGGAAUCCAUCUUUUGGAAUUAGUACCACACAUUUAGUGCAGGUCGACAAAUGCGAAGAUGACAAGAAAGAGGGCACUCUAACAAACCUAAUGGAAACAAUGAAAUAUCAGUAUACGUCGCCGUACGAUAUGCCAUUAAGUGCGAGCGGGACGGUAGAUGAGUUCCAACCGAUCUUCAGUUGGCCGAGCGGCUUUACCGAUCACAAGGUGGCAUUGGAUGGCUCCACCGAGAGUACGAGAAGCGAAAACAUGUUGCCAGAUCCCGCACCAGACGUCAACGAAAUCGUCACCAAAGUGAACUUGGACGACUGGUCCAGGACGAUCGAGCUGAGGCCGCUGCCUCCAUUCACGGGCUACACAGCCAACUUGAAGAUCAAUGGCAUCCCUGGCCGCCAUUAUCACACGAUAUCGCAAAGUGUUCCCGAGGGAGAGUCGAGCUAUUGUGAUAAUAACAUUGUGUCCAGUUCUACGUGCAAUAUCGGGUCGGAUUCGGGCGACGAAAUGACUAGGCUGAACUUUGAAUGUAUACCAAACGAGAGUCCUAUUCAGUACGAGGUGUUCAGCCAGAAGUGCGAGUACGAGACCACGUCUAUAGACUACUUAGUUGAGGACUUAAUGGGCGCUGAUAUGGCCGACACGACCGUGCCCAAUGUAAAUAAUAAUAAUAACAGCGUUAGCAACAACAACAUUAUCGGUAAUUCGAACAAUAUCGAGUGCGGCAAUCGGAACGAGUCUGACGAGUGGAUGGACCUGGGAGAAAUAUGGGGUCCCUCGGACGCGCAGAAAAUGUCUCCACUGAACCAGGACGGAAUGCAGGACCUCUUAGAGCUGAGCGCCGCUAACAAUUACACGAAGCCUCAGGACAAUCCGGACUAUGGCGCGAGUAAAGUGCAAUCGAUGAGUAGCGGGCCGACGUUGCAGAACUUGCCGACACACGACAGCAUGCCCCUCUUGCAGUAUCGGCUGCAGAACGGCCCCCCCAUCAAGCAGGAGAGCCCCACUUCUUCAAACUACAACAAUCUCAUCCCUGCGUUAAGUCCGCCCUCCACUUGUGGCUCUACAACGGAUAACAUGAUGCAAUUCCUACCCCAUUACCCCGUGCAGAUCAUGCGGAAUAACAGCAGGAAGCGCAGCCCGGACCUGAUGGGGCACAAUCUGCCUCACACGAGCAGUUCCUCGCCUACCAAAAGGCCAAGAGCUCGAGCGCAGAAAAAACCUCAGCCUCAACCGAACAACCCGGUUUUUUCGAACGAACAGGCGCUGGGCUUGGGGAAGGAGAAGCAGAUGCACUACUGCAACAUUUGCAACCGCGGGUUCCUCAAUAAGAGCAACAUCAAAGUGCACCUGCGGACCCACACAGGCGAGAAACCCUUCAGUUGUGAAACGUGCUCCAAAGCGUUCCGGCAGAAGGCGCACUUGCUCAAACACCAGCAAAUCCAUAAACGCCUCGGAAGAGACUAGUGUUUAGUGAGAUUUUUACUGGUAAGUUCUUGGAAGACUUGAAGGAAAUACAAAAUUUCGCGAGUUUCAUCAGUUUCGAUACCUACUGUUAAUUGUGUUUUGCACAGUUCAAAACUGCUCCUGUUCCUUGAAGGUACCCCGCUACAUACAGGGUGAUUCAAAAUUAGCGUCAUUCAAAUGUCAAGUCAAAAUUUCUAGAAGAUUUUAACAGUUGAAGA